Molecule: messenger RNA, 2475 nt
Organism: Oncorhynchus mykiss (rainbow trout)
Lineage: Eukaryota; Metazoa; Chordata; Actinopteri; Salmoniformes; Salmonidae
Product: putative nuclear hormone receptor HR38
Biological process (GO): regulation of transcription by RNA polymerase II; cellular response to corticotropin-releasing hormone stimulus
Cellular component (GO): transcription regulator complex; nucleus
Molecular function (GO): zinc ion binding; RNA polymerase II cis-regulatory region sequence-specific DNA binding; nuclear glucocorticoid receptor binding
Source: RefSeq, a predicted model, not a curated record
ACAAUUGAUCGUAUAAAAAUGUGUUCCCCUCAACAACAUUUGGACUGCAGAGCAAAAAUAACUACUGGAGAUGACGACCUACCGCUUGGAAUACGGACAUUGCAUAAAAUACUAGUGGGUUAUAACAGAAAUGGCCUGCAUUCACCCCCUGCAUGGAGUUCAUUCUUAUGAUAACAGCCUCUACAACUCAGAGUCUCUGAGCCUGGACCUUACCUGCAGGUUAGCCAUGGACGUGAGUAGCCAGACGGACCAGCUCUCUGACGCCUCCCUGCCUAGCAUCAACUCCCUGGUGGGCACAUACACUAGCGAGUUUGAUGCUUCCUCCUGUCAGAUCGCCACAGCUCCUACAACCUCUAGCACAGACUCUGUCCAUGAAUCGCCCUUCAAGAAGGAUGACUUCCAGAUUUAUGGCUGCUACCCUGGCAGCUUUGCCCUGAGCUACUUUGACGAAGCCCUGUCUUCUGGUGGCUCUGAAUGUUUCGGCAGCCCGGCGUCAGCCCAGUCUCCCUGUACCCCAGGCUUCCAGCCCCAGCUUGCAUCAGCUUGGGCCUCGGCCUCCGGCCCCUACUCUCCCAGCCUGGACUGCUGGGUGGCUGAUAAGACUGCAUUAUUACAGACAUCCUCUUUCUUCACCUAUGGACCCGGCUCAGUAGAGGAUCUGUCUCCUCUGGACCAACCCCAGCCCCAGCUGGCUGAUCAAGGCCACUUCUGUCAGGAGCAGCACCCCUCCCUGCUUUCUUUCUCCCCUCUAACCCUGGAGCCAGGCACCCUAGAUGACUCUGGCUUCAUGGAAGGUAGCAUGUCGCUGAAACCGAACAGCCCUACUGGAAAUGAGGGUCGCUGUGCUGUCUGUGGGGACAACGCCUCCUGUCAGCACUAUGGGGUUCGUACCUGUGAGGGCUGCAAAGGUUUUUUCAAGCGUACUGUACAGAAAAAAGCCAAAUACGUGUGUCUUGCCAACAAGGACUGUCCGGUGGACAAGAGGCGACGGAAUCGCUGUCAAUUCUGUCGUUUUCAGAAGUGCCUGGCAGAAGGCAUGAUGAAAGAAGUUGUGAGAACAGAUAGCUUAAAAGGUCGAAGAGGUCGUCUGCCCUCCAAGCCAAAAACAGCCCAGGACCUAUCUUCUGCUGAGUCUCCAGUUAAUAUCAUUGCCUCUCUUGUGAGGGCACACAUUGACUCAAACCCUAGUGUUGGGAAACUGGACUACUCUAAGUACCAGGAGACUGUGACCAGUCUGUCAGAGAAAGUGGGCGUUGGUGACGUCAAACAGUUCUACAACCUCCUCACGGCAUCCAUGGACGUGAUUAGCAAGUGGGCUGAGAGCAUCCCUGGGUUCACUGCCUUCUGCUCUGAGGACCAGGAGCUGCUACUGGAGUCCGCCUUCAUGGAACUGUUCAUCUUGCGACUAGCAUACAGGAUCAACCCUGAGACACACAAGCUGAUAUUCUGCAAUGGAGUGGUGCUUCACCGGAUGCAGUGUGUACGGGGCUUCGGUGACUGGAUAGACUCCAUCAUGGACUUCUCCCAGAGCCUCCACCGCAUGAACCUGGACAUGUCGUCCUUCUCCUGCCUCACAACCCUGGUCAUAAUCACUGACCGCCACGGCCUGAAGGAGCCCAAGCGGGUGGAGGAGUUCCAGAACCAGCUCAUCACCUGUCUCAGAGAUCAUGUCUCGAGCUGCGCCUCGGACUCCACUCGGCCCAACUACCUGUCCCGCCUCCUGGGAAAACUGCCCGAGCUACGGACUCUCUGCACCCAGGGCCUGCAGCGCAUCUUCUAUCUUAAGCUUGAGGACUUGGUCAUACCACCCCCCAUAGUGGACAAAAUUUUCAUGGAAACUCUGCCUUUCUGAGAGUGAGAAAAGACAAUACAGAGUGUGCUAGAGACGAUAAAUGAUGAAGUGAUCUCCCUGUUGGAUUAGGGACAAACAAAUGAAACUCUUAAAGACUGACAUAAAAGUGCUGAAUAAUACUAUCUUAAAAGCUCUGAAGCUAUAUCGCACUUGAGGAAAAGAGGACCUCUUGUACAUUAGCAAUGGCCAUAGUAUGGUGCUAAAAGGAUAAUUAACUUCUUUAUAAUUUCAGUAAUAGUUUUAAUGCAGUAUUUCAGAUAUAUGGCUUUGAGUGUGCACUAAUUACUUAUACUGGAGUGAAAAACAGACAGGCCAUGGACCAAAAGCAGACUGCCAUAAAUUAAGUAAACAAAGUUAGAUUUUGAUGAACAUGCGUUAGUGCACUUUAAAAAUAGGCCUGUGAAAUGUAAUGACUGAUACUAAGGACUAUGCAGUCUUGCUUCGUAUGUACGUUAUGCCUUAGCUAGAUGGUGUUUUUGAGAUUCAGGUUCAAGAUUUUACUACUAUCAUGGUGUUACAGCAUAGCCACAAUGACUCCACUGCAGCAUUGUGACUGAAACAUGUUACAAUCAUAAGGUUAAAUAAAGUUGAAAUAAAUAAAUAAAAUAAGGACAUUUUGAGAA